Messenger RNA from Eremomyces bilateralis CBS 781.70, 789 nucleotides. RefSeq lists its product as uncharacterized. The transcript has 4 exons. The record is from RefSeq and is a predicted model, not a curated record. Lineage: Eukaryota; Fungi; Ascomycota; Dothideomycetes; Eremomycetales; Eremomycetaceae. The coding region runs from base 1 to 789 and encodes 262 amino acids.
AUGCCAUCUGUCUUGUUGCAAAAUUUCCACUCGGAAAACAUCUCUAUCGUUAUCUCCACUUUCCGGACUGGCGGCGAAAUUCCGGUACUGGAUGAGCACUAUUUGGAUGGUGUUGCCGCGAUACAGAUAUCUCUCAUUGAGUGUACCCAAGAGAACAGGGAACCAGCCACAAAUUUCUUCUCGAGGAGAAUCGAUAACAAUACCUAUCGAGUACGCAAUGGCCGCCUUCCCGACAUAACUGAGCAAGUCUGUAUCCACCAGAGAAGUCUCCUUCCCCAAGUGCUGUUUACCAAGCUAGAAGGCGCGCCGUACGCUCUCGACCAUGGCGACCUAGCACCGCAAAAUAUAAUAGUUGGCUUAGAAUACAACAUCACUGGUGCAUAUGCCGGACUCACAAUCAGCCGCGAGUACAACGAUCUCAUUAUACGAUUCAAUCAAUACAGUGGUAUAGCGACGAUUGGGAACAACCUACCUGCAAUCGUCCCAUACGUGGUUGAAUGCGUUAAUUACGAAGCACAACGCUGGGAUGAAUUCAAGCCAAAUGACGAUGGGCAUAUCCUCAAUUCUCAACUUGAAGAUAUUGAUGCAGAAAUGGGCGCAAUCAAGGGCAAAGUCAACACAAUGGUGGUAAUUGCGGCGGAUCCGAGUCGGACAGAAACGCAGAAGAGCAGAGCCCUCCGUGAAAGCUGUGCCAGCAUCAAUCAGGUUUUUAUGCAGAUGAAUUAUCAUAUCGUACUGCUCAAAUGGGACUGUGUAAGCUACGUCUCCGGUCGUGCUCUCUAUGGAUAA